AGCGGGAAGGGCCGGGGCCUGCGGGGCUGAACGUCUGGUCCCGGGCGGCUCUUCUGCUUCUUGCGGUGCUCGGGCUGCGGAGGUGCUGGGAGAGCUGCCGCCUGCGCUGCCCCCGGGACAGCCUGCUUUCCACCCGCAAAGCUCGCAGCUCUCGCUCUUUGCCAUCUAGUGUCGGAGGCUGUAGGCAUCUAGCCGUCCUUACGGGGCAGUACCGUGUAACGCGCACGGGGGUUUGCCUGGUCUUUGACUCGAGAGAAGAGAUUUUUCUGCUUUAGACCAAGGAAGGAGAAGUUGAUGGUCUCCCCCUCCCUUAAAUUUCCUAUCGUUGAAAGACCAAACCACCUCUGCGGCUAAUUGUACUUUGUUCUGCCUUUUUCACAGAAUCCUCCAAGUCACGGUUCUUCCUUCGGUUUCUCAGUAUUUAAUUUAAUGAAUGCAAUCAUGGGAAGUGGGAUACUUGGCUUGUCCUAUGCUAUGGCCAACACAGGGAUCAUAGGGUUUAGUAUCUUGCUGCUGAUCGUUGCCAGCCUUGCUUCUUACUCUGUCUUUCUUCUGCUCAGUAUGUGCACCCAGACUGGUGGUGGGAGAAAGCUUCCGUUUCUUUCCUUAUUGGCUUUGUUUUCUGUAGCUAGCUUUGGUCUCUCGGAUGAUUGCUUCCUGAUUUUUUUCUUAGAUCUGCUGCUCCUGUCUUCACCUAUUGAGUGAUCUUCUUCAUACAUUCUUAAAAAAUAUUCUUCAGAGCUGUCACUUCUUAUGAAGACCUCGGCCUCUUUGCAUUUGGAUCAACUGGAAAGGUCCUUGUUGCAACUACAAUAAUUAUUCAGAAUAUUGGAGCGAUGUCAUCUUACCUUUUAAUCGUGAAGUCUGAACUUCCUGGUGCUGUUGCGGGGUUUUUGAGUGGAAACGAGAGUGGAUUUUCCAACAGGUCGUGGUACCUUGACGGGAGGCUGCUGUUACUGAUUACUUCAGUCUGCAUUGUUUUUCCUCUUGCGCUUCUUCCUAAAAUUGGCUUUCUUGGCUACACAAGUAGUUUAUCAUUUUUCUUUAUGGUGUACUUUGCUCUUGUGGUUAUGAUAAAAAAAUGGUCGAUCCCCUGUCCUCUACCUCUAAAUAGUGCCAUAGAGACUUUACAGGUUUCAAAUUCGACUGGGGAUUGUAAAGCGAAACUCUUUCAUCUUUCAAAAGAGAGUGCUUAUGCAAUACCAACUAUGGCCUUCUCUUUUCUCUGCCAUACCUCAGUCUUACCCAUCUACUGCGAGCUCCGAAGUCCAUCCAAAAGUAGAAUGCAGAAUGUAACCAUCACAGGAAUUGGGCUGAGUUUCCUGAUUUACUUGAUGUCUGCUCUGUUUGGUUACCUCACGUUUUAUGACAAAGUGGACUCUGAAUUGCUACAAGGUUACAGCAGGUACCUGCCCCAUGAUCCUGUCAUCAUGACUGUUAAAGUAGCCAUACUGUUUGCUGUGCUUUUGACAGUCCCUCUAAUCCAUUUCCCAGCAAGGAAAGCUGUAUUGAUGGUCUUUUUCUCCCAUCUUCCUGUGUCGUGGAUUUGCCAUAUCCUUGUCACUUUAACACUGAAUACAAUUGUUGUUCUGUUUGCAAUGUACGUGCCAGACAUAAAAAAUGUAUUUGGAGUAGUUGUAAAAUCUUGUUUUCUGUUUUUUAAAGGUUCAACCACAUCAACAUGUUUGCUUUUUGUAUAUCCUGGACUAUUUUAUCUUAAACUUAGCAGAGAGGACUUUUUAUCACCACAGAAAAUUGGGGCAUGUGCAUUGGUUAUUUUUGGCAUUUGUGUUGGCCUUCUUAGUUUAGUUGUAAUAAUUUUCAAUUGGAUUAAUCAGUAACAGCCUGUUGUCACUGCCUGAACUGGGCUUCAGAGGGACAGCAAGAACCAGAGACGUGUCAAAGCUCCUGAAAAGAAUGCUGGACAUCCUAAAGGAAACACUGACCAAAGCUGUCUUUGGAAGAAAUAAUGCUCUAUUUUAACUGCAUUAGUGAUGUUCCUCCUUCAGUUAUUGGACAAUUAGUCUUUGCCAUUCUAAAGCAUUACUUUUUAAUGAUGUAAUUAAGACAGGUAAAAUGAUCUCUUGAGAAUUUUGCAAUGCAAAAAUGUUUUAGUGGAUGUGGUGAACAAAAGCAGAAGCUUGAAAUAACUUCUGUUUUAAAGACGGUGAGACAGAUAUUACAUCAAUUAUGAUGUGCAUAUCAUGAUGUGUGCAUUUAGGAUAAUGCAUACGUUAUCCUAACCACGGGGGACUUAUGUUGCUUGAAUAAUUUCCAAAAAUUCAGCCAGUUCAUGUUAAGAACUUCCUGAUUCCAAAUGUUUACCCUAAUUUAUCCUAACAUGGAUAAAGUUUAAUGGGCACAUCAUGAUAAUACUUGUUAAUUAUGUGGGGUUUUUAAUACAGUUUUUAUACCUCAGUGUACUUGAACCAUACUGAAGUAAUUUUUAAAUUAGAAGGCUUUGCCCAUCUAGCACAAUAGCAUUUAGUAGCAUUAAGAAGUGUUUCCAUUUUGCAGUUAAUAAUAGACAUUUUUCAAUUAAUACCUUUUUUUAAAUAUUAUUCAGUGUACCUCAGUAUUCCCCCCAGUGAAAGACUUUUUUUUCUUUUUCUCUCUUCUUCCCAUUUUUACAAUUGUUUCGUAUUUGAAAUAGAGUGUUUCUAGAUUUUGUGUAUUUUUGUGUGUCAGAGAAGGUUUGUGCUUGAAAGGUAAAAUUCUGUCUCUGUUGAAGACAAAUUUUACAUUUAUGGAACCCUAAUUUUACCUUAGAUUUCUAAACUUCCGUGUACCCUUUUAUAAUUCCCCCCCGCCUUUUUUUUUUCCCUAAAUGAAAUGUUAAGGCAAUUUUCAACACCAGCUGGGCUCUUUUAAGUAUGUUAUCAAGUGCCUACUGUGGAAGUUCUCAUUAGUAGAAUGAAAGCAGUGGCUGGAAAUGGUGAGGUUUUUAAAAUUUGUUUCUGUCGGAUGGAGUGUGAUGUCUUUAAAAUAGCCUAAUCUCUUCAGAGACUUUGUGCCUGAAGGAAGCUAAGCCUCCACAGAAGUGGCUUGUAUAAAAUUAAGAAAUUAGACCUCAGCAUCAAAUGGCAAGAUUUAGAGAUUGGGAAAGUUCUUCAUUAUUUCCAGAUGCAAUAUUUCUUUUAAUUUAACUUAGCACUUUUACAUCAGAGAAGUGGAGUAAGACACAAGUGAAAGAUAGCAAAGUAAUGAAAGCAGCUAUUAAGUGACAUUUAAAUACAUUUAAAUGUCCCAAAAGUGCACAGUUAGCAAAUUACUUGACUACUUUUAGAAAGUCCUGCUGAGACUGUUCUGUUAAUAUGUUGACUUAUGUUUUUUCAGUUGAGAUAGGGGAGAUGCCCCAGAGCCUGGCAUUUCUAAUUUCUUAGCAGAGGGUCUGUGCUAUUAACCUUUUUAAUUGUGUCACAUUGGAUUUGGAAAACGCUGAUUGAUGUGCUAACUUGAACAUAACCCUGAUUGAAUGGACUUGGUCCUCACCUGUCUAAUAGGGAGGAAGAGAAAAUAGCAGAGUUGGAAUCACUACCUCCUGUGCUGACAAAAUUUCUCAUGCCAACAGAUCACUAGGCUCCCUCAGGAUCCAUAGAUACUUCUCUUUUUUUGAUAGAUGGCCUGAAGGCACCCAGGUGGUGUAGCUUGAUACUACUUCAGAAAUCCUUUUUGCCUGGAGAAUACUAUUCUGCUUAUGAGGUUAAUAUAGAUAUAUAUGGUGAUGCCUGGGAACCAACUCAGAAUUUUUGGUAGGAUCCCCACUGUGCAGGAAUUGGUACGCUAUCUUCUGGAAAAGACUGCAGUUACUUUUAUCAUAAAGUUUCUAGCAGAGGUUUCACGAUGCAAGGUGAGCCAUCUAACAGUAAUUCAGUCACAGAAACAGCACACACUCUUGGCCAGGAGUUCACGACUACUCCUGUGGCACUGGUCAGCCUGUUUAAUUAGCAGAAAACCACCACGACUGAGGGAUGUGACACGUUAUCUGCCAAAAAAAAAAUGAACUGAGUGGGCUCACCUAGGGGAUGAGAAAAGUGAGGGGGUGGUGGGAGUGGGACCGCCGUUCUGAGCAGCAGCAGCCAUUGGGUUGCACAUUUUUUUCUCAUAAAACCUCACGCUUUGCCCAGCGGUUUCGCUUCAGCCGGUUGAAGUGUGUGUGUGCACACACAGAGGAUGUCUCUGGCCACCUUUGCUCAGGGCACUGAUCAGACUUUCUCAACAGUGUGUGAGUAUCAAUGGGGCAGGCUCCCCAUCUUGCCUUUAUUCUUGUGGUUCUCCCACCUGCUCCAGCUCCUGAUACCCAGCUGUAGCUGCCGUCCUGCCCGUGGCUGCCCUUGAAUCUGGUGUUUCACAGGCUUCGUUAACACUACAGCGAUUCAGCCACUCGAGGUGGAUCUCUAGCAGUAGCACAAAAAGCUGAAUGUUUACCUUAUAAAAGUGUGCCUUGAGAAAGCAAUGACACCAGUACAACGGGAAAUUAUUUUCAGAUCUGACUGAACCAAAACUUCUUAGGAGAACGGGAGACCUUACACUCAUGUGAAUGAACUAUAGGGCUUUUUCAGACACUAGGAUUUAGAAGGAAUAUUUAUUAGAAAUUUUAUGGAAAUUGUUUCUCAUUCAUCAUACAGUCUUGUAGCAUGUGUUGAGUAAUAUUUGUAAUCACUGCAGUCAAUUUUUUAAAUUCUAACCAGCAAGACUUAACACUGAAGACUUAGAUUAUCUGUGAAGGUGCAGAGAGUUGGCAAAGUUUUGCUAAGCUUUUGCUCUUUCUUCCUCCCCCUGACAAAACUGUCUUGCCAUGCACUGUAAUGCUCUGUUUGUACACAGGCGGUUGGGUUUGUGUACACCGUCCUAAAAAACAUGACAAAAAUACCUGAAAUACGAUGUUAAUUUUACAGUUGAUUCCUGUAAUGCUACAGAAAUCACUACGUUAUUGUUUUUAAUCCCUGAGUAUUUUCCUAACCAGCCUGGCUAUUAACUAACUGUCCUAAUAGGUAAGCUUUGGAAUGGUGAAUAGCAAUGUAUGAAGUUAAUACUCUGGUGAGGAUGAAUGGAAGCAAUUCACACCUCUGCUGGAGCUCUGUUACAUUUUGGCUGCGGUGCAGACAGGAUAGCAGCACGGGGGUUACGGGAUGUGUGUUAUCUUUCAUCUGAAAAAGACUUAGAAAUACUGCUGCUUUAAGUUCCUAUGAAACGUUAACUUAAAAUACGAAGAGAGGGAGAGGGUCAUAAAGAAAAAAGAACUUCUAUUCCCAAAUUUAGGAAAAGGUGUGAGUGCUUCCCACAAUGAAGAGCAGAAUAAGGACACUGUUUUUAUCCUUCGCCUCUCCCACAGACUGUUUGUUGUGUUUGUGUAAAGGUUUCACAACAAUUGUGCACCAGCAUGAAUUUUUUGAGCAAAACAGGCCUCCAUCUGGAACACUCUGCUCACUCAUGUGUUGCUAAAUGUAUUUUUUCAUUAUUCUUGUGUACGUUUUUUUUUCCUCCCCCUGAAUUUCCAGAUUUAUAAAUUUCAGCGGUUCUGCUUUAUUUAUUACCUGUAGUUAGCGUUUUCCAACCUUCUUUUCUGAGGACUUGAAUGGAUGAAAGGGCCUGCAGCAUUUCUGAACUCAACUUGGACAGGUUCCCUUUCCCCAGCUGAACACACACAACAAUGUAAAAGAUGAAAAUUAAUUGGUAGCCUUUGGUUUGUUUUCUCUCGUUCUCGGCUUUCCAUUCCUUGUCCAUUUGAAGGCUGCUUGAAUUUCAGAUGGGCUGUGGAAAGCUGGGUGUGGAAACAGCAUUGUAGGAAGGAGUGCUGCAAAACAAAAGCACUCCUAACCUGCCUGUGUAUUGUGGCUAAUGCUCACGUUUCAUUCCCGUGUUUCUAGGCAGUUUGUAACUUAAUAUAUUGAUUUUCAUGGCAAUAAGUUUGUUUAAAAUUUAAAAUUGUUUAAACUCAGA
This is a messenger RNA of Calidris pugnax (ruff), 5943 nucleotides long. RefSeq names its product solute carrier family 38 member 6 (gene SLC38A6). Bases 837 to 1841 code for a protein of 334 amino acids. The record is from RefSeq and is a predicted model, not a curated record. The transcript has 16 exons. Gene Ontology annotation, biological process: L-glutamine transport; amino acid transmembrane transport. Gene Ontology annotation, molecular function: L-glutamine transmembrane transporter activity. Lineage: Eukaryota; Metazoa; Chordata; Aves; Charadriiformes; Scolopacidae.